AUGACUCUGAAUAUCCCAUUUCUUUUUGCCCGUGUUUUGGUUCAGCAUCUGUUUGGGAUGGAAGAAAAAUUUGAAACUAGCGUUGUUUGUCAUCUGAGAGCUUCACUAUCAACUCUACCGAUUCGCACAAAGGCUAAGUGGGAGGAUUCACGCCAAAUGGCCUUACUUUGGUGCAGACCUUAUUUACAAGAUAUUGACUUAUCAUAUAUUGAAUUAG
Molecule: messenger RNA, 217 nt
Organism: Serpula lacrymans var. lacrymans S7.9
Lineage: Eukaryota; Fungi; Basidiomycota; Agaricomycetes; Boletales; Serpulaceae
Exons: 3
Source: RefSeq, a predicted model, not a curated record